UGAUGAGCAUAAGAGACUUCUUUAAAGACUAUUACAAGUCUUACUGACUCCAAACUUUUGAACGGUAGUGUAUAUUUAAGAACCCCCCCUGUCAUCCCAUUCUCACGCUCAUAUAAAAGUAAUGAAUGUACAAUAAAAUAUACAAACAAUAGACUACAUUUCAGCGUUUCAACAAGUCCAGUUUCGACCGAUUUGUUUUCCUUUAUUAGUGUUCUUUGUGUAUUUUAUUUUGUAAAAGCUUUAAGUCGGAAAGCUGUUAAUGAUCUGCACAGUAGCGCAUCGCAGAGGUUCUCCGUGGGGUUUGGAUAGUGAUGGAUGAGAGGCGGAGCCCAUGCGAUGCGCGUCACUGUGGUUCCAUGAAGCAAGAUCAGACCAUAAAUCUCCAGCACUUUUGAGAAGCCGGGCAGACGGAGAAAGCAGCGGUCGGCAGUGAUGAACAUCUAAACUGGACGUCCAGCUCAAGGUUGACACUGCGCUGCGGCCAGCUUAAGGUGAACGGAGUGGCGGAGCUGAGGUCAGACACGAAAAGACAUCUGAGCUUUUUUCCCCUCCUAUCCAUGAUGCGGGACUCUGUCUUCAACUGCUGCGUUUCCCCACCCAAUCCUCCUAGAGGAAUGGAGGAGCACCACCAACAGCGAAGCAGAGCUCAAGCUCCGCCCCCUAACGACAGGCGUUUCCUUAUAUUCUUUGACUUUGACGAGACCCUGGUGGACGAGUGCAGCGACGACUCUAUAGUUACUGUGGCGCCUGGUGGAGCCCUGCCCGGCUGGUUGAAGGACACCUACCGUCCCGGCCGCUACAAUGAGUACAUGCAGCGUGUGCUGGCCUACCUCGCCGAACAGGGCGUCACCCCUGCUGCUAUUCGAAGCACAGUGGAGAAACUCCCUCCCUGCCCAGGCAUCCCCACUUUGAUGCAUUUCCUGCUCUCCCAGCCAUCAAGAGACUUUGAAGUCGUUUGUGUGUCAGACGCUAAUACUGUCUUCAUCGAGACGUGGCUGCAGCACCUGGGCUUCCGCCCACUGUUUCUGCGCAUUUUCACCAACCCGGCUCACUUUGAUGAUAAUGGGCAGCUGCAGCUUCGCCCCUUCCACUCCCACGAGUGUCUGCGAUGCCCGGCGAACAUGUGCAAAGCGGUGGUGGUGAGGCAGUACUUGGCCCAGCGUGUGCGAGAAAGGGGCGGACGACCGUAUCAGAAGGUUUUGUACAUGGGUGAUGGGGCCAAUGACUUUUGCCCGUCACUCACACUGUCACCAGGCGAUGUAGCAUUCCCACGACUAGACUUUCCAAUGCACAAACUGAUCCAGGAGAUGGCGGAAGCCAAACCUGGGGAGUUCAAGGCCAGUGUGGUGCCCUGGAAAAGUGGAGAGGAUGUCGUUAACACCCUGAAGAAGAUAUUAGAGAGGCCUUGAAUAUAUACAUACACCUAAACGAGGCCCUAAAAUGUCUACAGCUUACUUGAGUACAUUCCAAACUCAUUUGGUUUUGCCAAAUAUGUACCAGCUUAGUUCUGGCAGCUGAAACUGCCAGGCUCAUUUAUAAAAAGGGUCUUUUAUUAAGAAGCGUUGUUGGUGCAGAUGAAAUCACACCCAUAAAAACUUACAUUUAAAUACACGGACACAUCCAUAUGAUAAUGAAUACAUAAUAUGUAUGUGUGUGUGUAUGAUUGAGAAGCUUAGUUUUUUUUUUUAUCUGAUUGCAUUAACACUAACACUGGCCUACAGAGUCUAUCCCUAAAUGCAUUAUUUUUUUUUUUAUCAUCAUGCUUAGGACCAAUUUCUGUGUUGUACUGUCAUAAAUCUAAAUAUCUGUUCUUUUUAUAGUUUCAAAGAUGCAAAUCUGAGAGGUGCUAUAGGUCAUUGUUUAUGUGAAAAAUGGUGAUUCACUAAAACGGUUAUCUUGUCUUAGAAAUAACUAUCAAUGGUUAGUAUUUGCCAUUGAAAUACUGUAUGUAUUGUAUGCUAUGUUUUUUGUUAGUAACUUGAACCCAUCCUCUGUUGGCAGGAUGUGCUGUAGUUUUUUUAAUCAGUGAUUUUAAGUAUUUGUGUUUUGUUGUGUGUUUGUUCCUUUCUGUUAUACAAAGUUUGUGAACUUUGGAUGUGAGAUUAUGGAUCUGAGAUCUCUCACCAGCAUGGAUAUAAAGCCAUUUACUCAACUCUGUGUCCGAGCAUGUUUUUUGACCCCUCACCCCAGCACCUGUCAUGUGUCUUACAUGGUUUUCAGGAUAUCUAUAGACACAAUGAGAUCAAAUUCCAGAAUCAAUUUAAAUCAUGCUGACUUGCGUAGCCCUUUCCACAGUACAUGUUGUUUUGU
Messenger RNA from Labeo rohita (rohu), 2310 nucleotides. It is a transcript of the gene phospho1, whose product is annotated as phosphoethanolamine/phosphocholine phosphatase 1. NCBI's taxonomy places the organism in Eukaryota, Metazoa, Chordata, Actinopteri, Cypriniformes, Cyprinidae. The record is from RefSeq and is a predicted model, not a curated record. The coding region runs from base 558 to 1409 and encodes 283 amino acids. The transcript has 3 exons. Gene Ontology annotation, molecular function: phosphatase activity.